CUGUCCCACCGACACCGACAGCGCGGGCUACACCGCUCCUCAGCUACCGGGUCCGGGUCCUGGUCCGGGUCCCAGGCUUCCCCCAGCCACUCCCCGCGUCCCCGGCAAAGCGAGACGCACCACCGGCGGGAGGUGCCGGUGCCCGAUCAGCCGUCACUCGGCUGCCCUGAGCAGGUUUCCGCUGGCACGGCUCGCAGGGUUACGGGGCCCGGGGAGCCUCUUCCCGCAGCCGUCCCGCCCCGGGGAGGGGGCAGUGGCCUCCUCCGGCCACACCUGUGGCGCAGCAGCGAGCGGCCAAGGAAGCGCAGGGAGCCCGCCCGGCGGCACCACUACCAUGGCGGUGGGUGCGCGGCUGGGCGCUAAAGCGAGGGGCAGGUAUUGCCGCCGUGGGGCCGGCGACGACCAAGUCUCCAUCCUGCCCGGCGACGAGGAGGAGGAGGAGGCUGAGGCGGGGGCGGGGAGGGUUGGGGGCUGCGUGAGGGCCCCGCGGCCGGCGGAGCAGCGGGAGGAGCGCUCUGCCGGCAGAAAGGUGCGGUUCGCCCUCCUGCCCGACUCCUACGAGCCGCUGAGCACACCGCGGCCCGGCGGCAAGCGGCCUUACGGCAAGCGGCUGAAGAAGUACGGCAAGAACUUUGGGAAGGCUCUGCAGAAGGGGUGCCGCUACUUGGUGGUUGGCCUGCAAGGACUGGCAACAGCCUAUUCCACCCCCUUUGGGGUGGCAGCUCAGGUGGCAUCCUUCGUCCGCUAGCACAGCUUCAUGUGCCCCACAGGAGAGGACACAAGGACAUUGUUUUCUCAGGAUUAAAUCUGAGACCUGUACCUGAGAUACUUCCAGGACAACCAGUCCCAGCUGUGACCCCUUCAGGCAGCCGUGACUCCCCCAGACUGAGUGCUUUUGUCUGCAAAAACUUCCAGCGUUUUAUAAAAUCAGAAAUGGGCUGAAGAAAUGCAAGGACGAGGAAAUAAUCUUUGACUUAAGGAGCUGAAGUUUGUUCUCAAACAUGAGUUAGUUUUCUAAAGCUUUGGGCUGUGUGUGGAAGGAAGCCAAGGACAGAUGGAGAAGCAAGUAGCCGAGGGAGAAAGGAAAGGAAGUAGAGAAUGGGUUGACAGCUGGGGAGUUGGAGAUCAGAGUCUGGCAAGUGAGAGGAAUUGCCAAAGCAGUGGAGGAAACCGAUAACAAGGGAUCAGGAAAAGGUAGUCUUUGGUUUUUCUGAUGUCUUUUCCCCCGAGAGGGUUAAGAUUAUGAGUAUACUUAAAAUAGAUAUAAAGGGACUAUGGUCUGAGACAUGGUGAGAUUUCUGCGUCGUUGUUGUUUCAAACACUGGAAAUUACAGGCCUCUAAAUCUUAAGAUUAAUGUAAAAAUCCAGGAACAAAAUGAGGUGCAUUUGUCUUCUGAUUUUGGAGUAUUAAAGGUUCACUGUGAUUAGUACUGUAAA
Messenger RNA from Calypte anna (Anna's hummingbird), 1437 nucleotides. RefSeq names its product chromosome 3 C1orf115 homolog (gene C3H1orf115). The record is from RefSeq and is a predicted model, not a curated record. NCBI's taxonomy places the organism in Eukaryota, Metazoa, Chordata, Aves, Apodiformes, Trochilidae. Bases 335 to 748 code for a protein of 137 amino acids. The transcript is spliced from 2 exons.